Varanus komodoensis (Komodo dragon) is the source of this 5063-nucleotide messenger RNA. It is a transcript of the gene CCSAP, whose product is annotated as centriole, cilia and spindle associated protein. The record is from RefSeq and is a predicted model, not a curated record. The transcript has 3 exons. Gene Ontology annotation, biological process: regulation of mitotic spindle assembly. Gene Ontology annotation, cellular component: spindle; ciliary basal body; centriole. Lineage: Eukaryota; Metazoa; Chordata; Lepidosauria; Squamata; Varanidae. Gene Ontology annotation, molecular function: microtubule binding. The coding region runs from base 1 to 876 and encodes 291 amino acids.
AUGUCCGGUAGCAGGUCAGGAUUGGUCGGACGUGGGCCCGCCGCGGUCCCGUCGCGGGGCGUGAAAAGCGAGUACAUGAAGCGCUUCAAGGAGCCGAAGUGGGAGGCUUGCGGCCCCUGCUACCAGGAGCUGCUGCGCUACCGCCUGAGCCGUCGCCUCUUGGAACAAGCGCACCGGCCCUGGUUUUGGGAUGGCUGGGAGCAGGACAGCAGCCUGAGUGGCAGCGGCAGCAGCAGCGGCGGCGGCGGCCGCGGCUCCCCCUCACCACCGGGCACUUUGAUCCCCUCGACGGCCCAGCAGCGCGAGGAAGAAGCGGCGGGAGCGGAAGCAGCUAGCGAGCCUGCUCUCGGCAGGACCGGAGACGUCUCGAGGGAGGCUGCAGCACGCAGCUCGGCGGAACAGCUGCAUGGCUCCGAGGAAGAAGACCACGAAAAAACGGACAAGAAGGGUAAAGUAGAGAGAGAUGAAACAAAGUCUGCAGAGAAAGGAACCAGCAAUGCGGUCGGUCAUCAGCGAGAGCCGCCUUUGAAUCGCACUGCCUCGGGCACCCAAGGUGAAAGGAGACGAGCGAAGAGUCCUCAAAGGACAGACCUGUCAAAGGGGUUGAAACACCCAUUUGCCCUGUAUGGCUGGGGAGAAAAACAGACUGAUACAGGCAGCCAGAAAACACAUAAUGUCUGUGCAUCUGCCUCAGUGAAUGAAAUUCAUGAGUCUGCAAUAAGAGCAAAGAACAGGAGGCAAAUGGAAAAAAGGAAGCUGGCACAGAGACGGAUUCACACAGCAGAAGUAGAGAGAAGCUGGAAAGCAAAGCCUUCUGGUCCAGACAACCCCUGGAUGACUGAAUAUAUGAGGUGUUAUUCAGCACGAGCUCGGUGAUUCAAAACUUGAUUGGACUUGCCUUUUUUAAAUUCAGAAAUGAUGUUGGAAAACAACUGGGACAUUGGAGUGAAACUUCAAAUUACUUAUGCAAAAUUUUUACAAAAGGAUUUUUCCAGCUAUUUAUUACACUUAUUUCUAUUUUGGCUACUUAUUGCCGCAGCCGAGGGAACAAUUGGGGUCAUGCUGUUGGGAACUAGAUUUGCCUGUAUAGUUUCUGUACACCUUCUUUAGGAAUAGCCAUGUUGAGAGAUUUCUGUUGAAAAGCUAAGAGCUUUUCAGCUGAAAAGCUGUUAGAAGGUUGUACAGAAGGAGCCUUUUCUCUAAAAACCCCCAAAGGUUUCUUGGCAGAAAUUUAGUCCCUCCUUGAUAACUAAAUUUGAUGUGACCAGCAGGGCAUUGGUUGCCCUUAAGAUGGAUUGAGAGUUAGUUAAAUCUAGUCUAAACUUUUCUAUAUUGAGGUCCAUGAAACCUUACAAAUCGGGUUGCUGUAAAAAUCCUUUACGGAAGGAUGUAGGUGCCAUUCUGAUUUUAUCUUGCAUCGGGUCUGCACAACUUGUGAUCUAUCAAGCCAAAUGCCCCUUACCAAACCUUUAUGGAGGCUCACUGUGGGUUAAAUAAACCACCUGCCUUUUUUUCUUCCUGUGAUUGCAAAACCAGUGGGUUGCCACCUGCUUGGCAUUGCAGGUCAGUAGCUGUGCAGGUCCGGUGUGCCUAAAUACAGAGGCAUUUGCACAUCUAUCUGUAAAGGAAGAUGUAGCUGGAAUCUUUAGGGGCAAUUUUAGAACUCUAAAAAUUCUCCCCAACUUUUGGUAAAUUUUUAUAGUGACUUGUUCCAGAUUGCAUUCCAGUUGUGGAUUUUCUGGCCAUCUGGAAUGGAAGAUUUUGGUGCAAUAGAUUAGUAAUGUGUUUCAAUUGUAUUUUUAAACACUGUUAAUUUGCUCUUAUGAACUCAUACCAAAUAAUGGAUAUAGACAAUCAUUAACUAGUGGAGUUUUGCUUUGUACUUUGCAGUAAGUAAUAUGGACUUGAUGCAGCUGAACUGGGAAUGGAAUUUUCUUUCCAUGUUUCAUCUGGGUAAACCAAAAUAAGUUUUGUAAACAGCUUUGUUAGAUAAACUUCUGCAUAGUGAAAUUUUACGAAUGUUUGUACACUGAAUCCUUUCAGUCUUCUACAAGUUUGAUCAAGCUAGUGUACAUUCCAUAAAGUAUGUUCAGGACUCAGGUCGAUAGGGCAAAUGUUGCUAUAUUUCUUGAGUGUGUAAGAUGUCCAUGCCCAUCUCGCCCUCCACCCAAGUGAGUUUGUGUAAUUCAGUGGAAGAAGCCAUUGGCAAUCAGAACUAAACAAGCUGGUUACAGUUAAAGAAUUUGUAUCACAUAUUGUGAGACUGCUGCCCCUUUUAAUGUCAAGCUUUGAACUGGUGGUUAUCAGGGUGCCUAAACAACUUUUUGGCUACAUUAAUUGCCUCCUUGGUGUUGGUUUCAGUAAUGACAUGCUUGUGAGUAACCUCUGUGCAGCUGCAUUCAUCUCCAUCAUUAAAUUUUCAGUAACUCUUGCGAAACAGUUACAAGAUGGAAUGUAGCCUUUCCUUCUGAAGGGCAUACCAGAUACUAUCAAACUGCAGUUAACCAGUGUCAGCUUGUGUCUUUUAGCCUUGUGGUAAGUGGUUUUUAGCCCUGCAUUGAUUUCAGCUUUCAGUUUUUCCUACUAACUAUAAAUGCUUUUUACUUGUGCUUUUUGCUGGCGUUCUAGUCCCUUGUUUCCUUAGCUUUUCAUGUUCCUUGCUCUAAGUUUACAGCAUUAAGGAACGUUAAUCGUACAUGGCUUUAACUCAGGGGAGAGCAACUUGUGGCCAGGCAUUUUGGCUUACAGCUCCCAUUGUCCCUUAUCCUUGUUUAUGUCAGCUAGGGCUGAUGGGAGCUGUGGCUCAUUUCUACUUAGAGGAUGGAUAAUUCCUUUUAUUUUUGGUAUUUACAAAGAAGUGCAACCAUCUAUGUAACCAAAACUGCAUAAUCUCCUAAUGCAUGGGUGAUUUGCAAUAUUCUCUGAAGUCAAAACUCAGUGAAAACUCUUCAGUAGUCAUGUAAUGGUGACUGGGCAGGGAAAGAAUGGAUUAACUUCUCAGAAUGCAGCAGUUACAAGUCUUAGCUAAAUUAUUGUUUAGGAUUGCUUACUGGAUGGAGGAUGUGUGUGCUAUCCAAAUUAAAUCUAGAGACAUUGCUGUUGUAUGUCCUGCCCACCUCAGCUCCAUGGAAGUUUCCUGACUGCUGUAUUGGAGGAUCCUUUUGUAUUGACUGUAGUAUUGGAGGAUCCAAAUUCUACAUCUGUUGUCUUCAGCAAAUUCUUUCAUAUGUUUGGAGAGGAGUAACAGGUAAGAUUUUAAAAAAGUGAUCUAUAUUUCUGCUAACAUGCAUAGGAGCACGUAAGUAUUUUUUCUCCCUUUGCAUAUGAAACACUUGCUUAUGUGUUUGAAUGGGCAAAGAGGUUCUUAAAGAAAGCAUAUCUAACUUUCACUGAUACUUUUCUCCCCUCAUCAGUCCCACCCCAGUUGGGCAGUGUGGUAUUGGAGAUGGAGCAUCCUAAUUAAUGACAAAAUUAGCAGGCAAUGGGAAGAACCAUCCUAACAGCCAUCUCUAGAUGGGUGUUUGCCCCAUCUAGAGAGGUGGUUGCUAAAAGAGUAGCAAAAAUCUUACAUUUUGAAUUGUUUCAACUUUCCAAUUAUGGGAAUAUUUUUGUUUAAAUCAAACUUAAAAUAAGGAUACUGUCAUGAAUAACAAUACUUUUUAAUGGUCUCUCUCUCCUUGUCUACACUUCAGGAGAGUUGUAUUAUACAUUUGUCAUUCCUCUCUCUUUGCUAAAUCUGACAAAUAGCUUAGUGUACAAUGCAUGAAACACUGAAAUGCAAAUGACAGUUCCAGUAGUCAAAGAAUGUAUCCUGCGAUUCAAAUUUGGCAUAUAGUUUAUCAAAUUCAUGUACUGAUGUUCAAGCAUUGUAGGGCAACAUUGUGCAAUACAGAACUAUGCUUUUGUAGGUGUGCUUGACAUGUGUUCCUCAUGCCACAAUCAAGUAACUUUAGUAGCAACUGUUAGUAGUGAAGGCACUGAUUUCUUAAUUUCCCUGGCUGAUUGUUAUAUUGGGAUCUGUCACCCCCCCCCCAUUUUUCUUGAAACCCCUUGGUUGGGGAGGGGAAGCUUUUAAAACUGUUUGAGCCCCCUUACCUAUUGCCAGUCAACACCUUGCUGAUAUAUAGGUAAGGAUGUAUGGCCCAGGGCACUACUCCAACACAGGCACUGAGGGGAUCAAACUCAAGUAACUUAGCUCUGCUCUGAAAUGGGCAAUUAUGAAGAAGAGAUAAUGUGACCAGGUGUUCUCUCCUGGUCCCUGUCCUCUGCACCUUUGUGGCAGGUACAGCAGUCCUGGUGCUUGUUCUGCUGAACCUCUGCUCCUUUGUGGAAUAAUGGCUGUGGUUCAAACUGCUGCAGGAUUUUCCAACCUGCAUGCUCCCUCUUUUCCCAUCAGCUGCCAUGCACUUGUUGGGGUAUUUGCCCCACUUGUUAAGAACCACUAAUUUUAAGCAAUAGAUACAAUUCACUUUAAUCUACUGAGAAUUAUAUCCAUACCAAACUGGCACUAUAAGAUGGCUUCCAGGUGCUUCCAUCUGUACACACAAAGUACUAUGCGGGUUACACCAUGGUUAAGGCAGAGCAUACAAAUAUCUACUAGCUUGUGUUAGUAGGACACAUGUUUACAUUCCUCCCUACAUGCUAGGUUAAGAGUUGGGGUUAGCUGAACCAAGAUGUUGGUGUGCUACCUUGAAAUAUAUAUUUGUAAUAGGGUAGUGACUGUACCAAGCUAGACUGACUUCUUUGAACCGGGCUGUUUAGGCCUAGGUACUUGUGACCAAGAGACAACUGCCAGCAAAGCCAUGAACUUGGUCAAUCUCUGCACCAACAUAUUGCCCUGUAAGGAAAAGGGGUUGAAAUCAGAGGAACAGGGAAGCUGCCUCACUCAGCAGCUGAGCACUGAAAUCACUUUAGAGCAAAGCUUGGACAAAAUUAAGCUUGAAGCAAUAUGUGACUUAGAAUGUUUUUUGACUAGUAUUUGUUUUUUCUAUUUUUUGUGUUAUUUCUAUUUAAUUGUACUUGCCCUCAAUUUGUAUAUGUGAAUAAAACUGAUUAAAAAAACA